Branchiostoma belcheri (Belcher's lancelet) is the source of this 839-nucleotide messenger RNA. Its product is annotated as rap guanine nucleotide exchange factor 1-like. The record is from RefSeq and is a predicted model, not a curated record. The transcript has 5 exons. NCBI's taxonomy places the organism in Eukaryota, Metazoa, Chordata, Leptocardii, Amphioxiformes, Branchiostomatidae. Bases 150 to 839 code for a protein of 229 amino acids.
GCAAAAUAGGCGGAAAUCGGCAAUCACAGGGGCUCGGGCGACGUACACACGACUUUCGGGCUUGUUUAGACAGCGGUAGCUCAUUUGUGACGGACGUCUGGGACAGCUAUGAGCCUAUUCAUACCGAGAUAACUUCGAUCGGACGCUUGAUGGGACGCAAAAUGUCGGGGAAAGGCAGCGACAAGCAUGACUCCCCCCAAGGCCAACAGUCCACGCUGGGGAACAAGAUCCGCAGUGGUGUGGGGAAGGGGGUGGAGGCCAUCCAGAGGAAGAUCACCCUCAGUAAGUCCCAGUCCAGCCUGGGCAAGCUGCACGUCCGCCGCAAGAGCAGCGACGAGGGCAGCGAUGGGACACAGAAACCACAGGUGGAGAAGGACGUGGACAAGUUGCACCUGUCCCAGAAGGUGGUGAUCAACGCCCUGACGUACCUGGAGGCCGUGGUGGAUAAGAACAUCCUGGAGAACGUGCCUGCCACGGCCAGCGAGGUGCUGCAGACUGUCAUGGAGCUGUACAGCACGCUCAACUCAUGUCUCAUCAAGGAACAGAGUUCUGUGAUCAUGUCGUGCCAUAACCAAGUGUACCAGAGCCUGGCCAACCUGAUCCGCUGGUCUGACCAGGUGCUGCUGGAGGAGGGAGAGAUCUCCAACAAGGAGGCCGCCAACGAGGUCAUCCAUGCCGUGGUGGACGGAGUCAAGGAACUGGUACAGUUGUCUAUCGAGAGAUUACAGGACAAGUCCAUGCCACGCUCCAGGUCUACAACAGAAGUCUCCCCUACCAAGGCUAUGAGGUCAGUACAAUGGCAGUGUGUAGGAGCUCCUACAGUGUAUGACUCAUCCUGA